UUAUGGGGCCAACUUUGGCAAACUGAUACUCGUAAAAUUGACAAAUGUGCUCUUCUUUCUUUUGCGCCCAACAUUCCCCAAAAUAAACAUACUACCUGCAAAUGCCAACGACGUGCUGGCGCCGCCUGCUGCUAAUUAAAGCAAAUUUCGCCAACUAGUUCCCACAUUCAGCGAAACUCUCACUCUUUAGAAAUUAGGAUUCCUUCUACGAAAAAACUAUUGUCAAUUUCCCUAAUCCACUGUCCGUAUCGAUCACUUUCCUUCUUCUUUUGGUUACUAGUGAAAUUAGAGUGUUGUAUCAAUGGCAACCGACACCAAUUCAGAUCGGAAUGCCACAGCCAAAACUGUGCUGCUUCCGGAGAUUGGGCCCGAUGGCAUUGCUAGAGAAUCACCCGCCAUCGCUUACACCGAGAAGAUAAUUGAGGACGAGCAGCUUCAGUUAAGAAAAUAUAUUGAUGAAAAUUACUCCAAGAUCCGUGAUGUUGAAAGGGAACUGGCAAAUCUUUCAAUGGAGAUGAAACUUACAGCUGGGCCUAAGAAAGCAGCACUUGAACAAAUGAGAAAGAAAAUAGAAAUGUCAACAGAGAAAAUCCAUAUUGCUAAGCUCAAGGAAGAACAAGUACGAAAGGCAUGGGAAGCAGCAUCAAAAGCUGUUAAGGAUGAGGAGGAUAUCAAGCAAAAGCUCUGUGAAGACUUGAAUAAUCUGGUUCGUGAAAGUAGUAACAGUCAGCUUGCUAGAUUGGAGGAACUGAAAAGGAAGCUGGAAGCUCUAAAUCCAAGCAGAGCAUCCACGUCCCCUGCCUUGAGUCCGGCAACACGCACUAAGUAGUAUCUGCGGCAACCAACCUGCUGAUUCAAUAUAAGCCUGCCUACAAGAUGAUGGUGCAAGAGGGAGUUUUAGAGACAAUUGGAACUUGAGUCUCUGUUUAAUCAAUAUGGUAAUCUCAGAUUGAAUAUAUGAAACUUGAGUAGUUUUUGGGAUAUGGAGCCAAAUUCUUUUACUUGAUUUUUUUGUUGCUUAUGAGUACUGAUGUAUUUUUCAACUGAAUGUGGAGAAUUAUGAUUUGAUUCUUAUUGCUUUUUAUUAACCUUCUGUUUGCUUC
Messenger RNA from Nicotiana tabacum (common tobacco), 1103 nucleotides. The record is from RefSeq and is a predicted model, not a curated record. Lineage: Eukaryota; Viridiplantae; Streptophyta; Magnoliopsida; Solanales; Solanaceae.